Molecule: messenger RNA, 1675 nt
Organism: Grammomys surdaster
Lineage: Eukaryota; Metazoa; Chordata; Mammalia; Rodentia; Muridae
Product: serine protease inhibitor A3C-like
Exons: 5
Coding region: 108-1391 (427 amino acids)
Biological process (GO): negative regulation of endopeptidase activity
Molecular function (GO): serine-type endopeptidase inhibitor activity
Source: RefSeq, a predicted model, not a curated record
GGGAGAACAAGAGGCCAGGCAAGUGGCAAGCCUGAACAUCAAGAGUCAGCUACCGCAGAGGCUGGCAGCUGGCUGGUAUCAGCUCAGCAGUGUGGAGAACACAGAAGAUGGCCUUCACUGCAGCUCUGUGGAUCUUGAUGGCCGGGAUCUGCCCUGCUGUCCUCUGCUUCCCAAAUGGCACACUGGAAUUGGACACUGCAUUGCAUGUUCAAGAAAAUGGAAGACAAGUGGACAGUCUCACAUUGGCCUCCAGCAACACUGGCUUUGCCUUCAGCCUCUACAAGGAGCUGGCCUUAAAGAAUCCAGAUAAAAAUGUUGCCUUCUCCCCACUUAGCAUCUCAGCUGCCUUGGCCAUUGUGUCCCUGGGAGCAAAGGGCAACACCCUGGAAGAGAUUCUAGAAGGUCUUAAGUUCAAUCUCACAGAGAUCCUUGAGGCAGACAUCCACAGGGGGUUUGGGGAUCUCCUACAGAUGGUCAGCCACCCAGGGGAACAGGAAGAGAUCAGCAUAGGCAGCAUUAUGUUUAUUCAAAACCUUCUUCACAUCCUGGAAGAAUUCCAGGAGAAGAUAAGGGCUCUGUACCAGGCUGAGGCCUUCACAGUUGACUUCCAGCAGCCACAUGAGGCCAAAAACUUCAUCAACAGCUAUGUGAGCAACCAGACCCAGGGGAAGAUCAAGGAACUGAUCUCAGACCUGGAUGACAGGACAGCCAUGGUGCUGGUGAACUACAUCUACUUUAAAGGCAAAUGGAAGACAUCCGGUCAUCCUCCUGUCACAUUUGAAUCUGAGUUCCACUUAGAUGAGCAGAGGUCUGUGAAGGUGCCCAUGAUGAAAACUAGCGCCCUGACCACACCCUACUUCCUGGAUGAGGAGCUGUCCUGCACUGUGGUGGAGUUGAAAUACACAGGAAAGGCCAGCGCUCUCUUCAUCCUCCCUGACCAGGGCAAGAUGCAGCAGGUGGAAGCCAGCUUGCAACCAGAGACCCUGAGGAAGUGGAAGAACUCUCUGAGGCCCAGGAUGAUCGAUGAACUCUACCUGCCCAAGUUAACCAUCUCCACUGACUACAGCCUGGAGGAAGUCCUUCCAGAGCUGGGCAUCAGGGAAGUCUUCUCCUCACAGGCUGAUCUGUCUGGGAUCACAGGAGCCAAGGACCUGCAAGUCUCUCGGGUGGUCCACAAAGCUGUGCUGGAUAUGUCUGAGGCAGACACAGAAGCACCUCCUGCCACAGGGGCCAAUCUUGUCUUUCGUAGAAGAGGAAUGGAAACAAAUGUGUCCUUCAACAGGCCAUUCCUGAUGGUUAUCUAUGACACAGAUCAUCAGACUAUCCUCUUUAUAGGCAAAGUUACUGACCCCAGUGAAUCUAUAGCAUCCCAAGUUCCAAGGAUCCCGUGAUCCCGUGACAGAGACUGCAUGUGGAUCUCUGGGUAUAUCCUGGCAUUCAUGCUCUGAUUGGCUGUUGCAAAGAUGGCUUCGACUAUCUCUGUGGCUCCCACAUUCACAGGAGCCUUGGGACUGUCAGUGACAGGCUCUUGGGCCUCUUAGGAGCAUCUGCACAUGUUACUGAACCUGAUAUCUGUCUUGACUCUUCUUCCCUGGUGACUCUUCUCUUUAUGUGUCCAUACCCCAAACCUAAGCUCUGUCAAAUACAUGCAUUCCCAGUAUAGGCUGUGAGCACA